This is a messenger RNA of Rhipicephalus microplus (southern cattle tick), 1086 nucleotides long. Its product is annotated as RING finger protein 151. Lineage: Eukaryota; Metazoa; Arthropoda; Arachnida; Ixodida; Ixodidae. Gene Ontology annotation, biological process: regulation of canonical NF-kappaB signal transduction. The record is from RefSeq and is a predicted model, not a curated record. Gene Ontology annotation, cellular component: plasma membrane signaling receptor complex. Gene Ontology annotation, molecular function: zinc ion binding.
AUGGCCUCGUUCGGGCGGGACUUCUGGACGAACAGUAUUCCCAUCAGCUCGCAUUUCGGGCCAAGUUCCACCGGGGUCACCCGUCGGCGAACAGAUUUGCCCACAGACGCGUCCGUCUACUCGGUGGACAACUUCGAGCCCAGGCCACCACAAGAACUGGUGUGCUCGGUUUGCCUGGGCGUGUACCGGGAACCCGUCGAAUGCCCCUGCCGCCACGUGUUCUGCUCGGAUUGCAUACACGGCUGGUUGGUGAACGGUACGGGCCUCGGUGCCGGAAGCUGCCCCGUGUGUCGCCAGAGGUGCACCCCAUCUCAGCUGACGCCCGUGGUGCCCAUCGUGAAUAACAUGAUUGCCAGACUCAACGUGAGGUGCCCGAACCACGGCAUAGGCUGCAACGCCCGGGUCGCCAUGGAAGCUCUGAACCGCCAUAUCGAAUCGUGCCCGCAUCGCAGAUCGCCGUGCCCAGACUGCGGCGUCCAGAUGCGUACCUCGGAGCUGUCCGUGCACCAGCGCGAGCAAUGCCCCAAGCGGCAGGUUCACUGUGAUCAAGGCUGUGGCCUUAGCGUGAGCGCUGAACGGCUGGUCGACCAUAACUGCAUACAAGAGUUGCGCAACUACAUCGAAUCGCUGGAUCGCCAGAUCGAACAAUCGCAGCAGCAAGUGCAGCGUCUUCAACGCCAAGUGGAUGAUCUUACGGCGACCCUGUUGGCGGGACCCACACCUGGAUUUAGCAGCAUCUGGCCCGGCUAUAGGCUGUAAGGCCUGAUACAUGCCAGGGAAUCCCGUAGGGGAACGAAACAUUAGGCCUAUACAAUCUUUGAAAUUACAUGCGUAUACGGCGUCCAACAUUUCCAAAUUUUCUCUUCGAGGCAUCGGGAGCGAAAUUCUAUAUUUCAUCUCUUCUGUUCCGCAUAGAGCAGCCUCGUGUAAGUGAGCGAUAGAUUGUGCUGAGAUACUUAAAAUCUGUCGUGGUCCCGAGAAGAGAUGACAAUGAUGCAACGAGGCACAUUAAAUAUAUGGAACCACCUUUGACCCCAAAUAGUAACUGCUGGUCAGCCACAUUUUUUUCGCUGUAAUUUGGCAUGA